UCUGAAAACUUUUUCUUCUCUGCUCCUUUUGAAUGGCCUCAGCCGUACCGGGCCCUGAAAGAAUCUGACAGUGCUGAUGGGGAAGAGGUGGUCAGUCCAGAAAAAUCAAAAGAGCCUCUGCCUUCCAGCCCUCUGCUCUCAAGCAAGUCCACAGAAAUCAACCUCCUUGAAGACAUUUUCCCUAACUUAGAAGUAGAAACACAACCUCAGCCUCUCAGCCAAGCUAAGAGCCUAGAAGACCUGCGGACUCCCAAAGAAGAGGGAGAUCACCGAUGCACGUUUGAUUACCAGAGAAUGGAUCUUGGUGUGUCUGAGAAGAACAGGAUUGUGCCAACCAUGAAGCUGUCUCACCCUUACAACAAGCUGUGGAGUAUGGGUCAGGAUGACAUGGCUAUUCCUACCAAGUAUUCCCAAAGCUCACCAGAAAGGCCCUUGACUGCGCUUGGUAACACAUGGAGACCCCGGAGCAAAGACAGCAUUCUGGCUCCAGCAGAAAAGGACGAACCAAAUCCUGCCAUUCAAGGGAACAUCACCAUUCCUAGGCCGCAGGGAAGAAAGACUCCUGAACUGGGAAUAGUGCCGCCACCACCAGCGCCCAGGGCUUCCAAGCAUCCGACUCCAGCUGGGCCAACAGAAAUUCUCACCACCCACACUACAGGACAUAGCCAUUUGGUUUCAGAUCUUAUCCCAGAGCCCUUUGGAGCUGGUAGUGUGUCCUUAGACCCUGAAAUCCAGCAGUCUGUAAAUUAUUCCUCUCAUCCAUCUCAGCUUUUGUCCAGUGCUACCAGCACUGCUGAGAUGCUCCAGCCUGUCAAAGUGAAGACAGAUAAUACAGGCCAGCUAAGGGCUUAGAGUCAGUGUUACUGUCCUCAAAAUCUGAGGAGACAAAAGAUCCAUUUGAAGAUUUGUUAAAAAAGACAAAGCAAGAUGUGUCAUCCACACCAGAUGGCAGUAUCUGAAUGGGAUGUAACAAU
Molecule: messenger RNA, 974 nt
Organism: Balearica regulorum gibbericeps (East African grey crowned-crane)
Lineage: Eukaryota; Metazoa; Chordata; Aves; Gruiformes; Gruidae
Source: RefSeq, a predicted model, not a curated record